Messenger RNA from Racocetra persica, 398 nucleotides. The record is from the annotation of a GenBank genome assembly. Lineage: Eukaryota; Fungi; Glomeromycota; Glomeromycetes; Diversisporales; Gigasporaceae.
CACUAGACAAAUUAAAAUUAGUAGCCAAGAGGCUUAAAAAACCCCUAAUGGUAGAUGUGGGAACUCAAACCGAACUUACUAUGAUUGAUUUAGAAGAGAUGGAAAACAACAUCAAAUCUCUAUCUGACCGAUUAACUACUACUGAAAUCGUGGACAAGAAUAGCAGAGGUGGCAAAGACAUUUUAGAUAGAUUGGAAGUAAUAGAAUUGGGAAUUGCUAGAAUGGAAGAGGAUAAAAUUCAUAACCAAACCCAAGGGAAUGAAAUGAGAAUACAGUUGACAAACCUAGAAUUAGAAAGAAAAAGGUUUGAAAAGAUGCUAAAUGAUGAAAGGAACAAUGUUUUUUUUGAGCCGACUUGUUGGCGGUGUCUUUUCUCUCCAUUACAAAGGGUUCAAUAG